GUCCAGCUAGUACUGGAAAGUCGUAUAUAAUACACAUUUUGUUAGAUUAUUUUCAAAAAUCUAAUCAAAACAGUCUUCUUAUGGCUUUAACCGGAAUUGCUGCCCAAAACAUUGGUGGUGCCACUAUCCACUCUACCUUACAAAUUAUUCAUGAUGAAUUUGGCUUUCAUACACUUAUAUUUAGAGAUCCCAACUACAUAAAUUCCCUCUCCCAUAUAAACACAAUCAUCAUUAAUGAAGUCUCAAUGGUAUCAAGUCAACUUCUGACCUUUAUCUCAAAGUUAUUCGAGUUAUUACAUAAAAACAAUUACCCAUUCGGAGGAAUUAACAUCAUUUUAGUUGGUGACUUGGCACAACUACCUCCCAUUCGCGGCUCUCCU
Messenger RNA from Dentiscutata heterogama, 380 nucleotides. NCBI's taxonomy places the organism in Eukaryota, Fungi, Glomeromycota, Glomeromycetes, Diversisporales, Gigasporaceae. The record is from the annotation of a GenBank genome assembly.